AUGGCUAAAAUUCAUCCAAAAGCGACGCUUGAUCUCCCAUCCCUGGCGACCUCUCACAAUCGCAAGGCCACUAAACGGGAGGUCUUUACCGUGUGGAUGAAGUCAUUGAUCAUGAACAGCAAGGGAUGUACUGUGUUCGACUCGAGCGGCGGGAUCGUUUACAGGGUAGAUAACUACGACUGCGAGCGAAGCAGCGAGGUCUAUUUGAUGGACUGCGGAGGGAAGGUCGUGUUCACCAUUCUUAAGAAGAAAUGUAGCUUGCUCAAGACAUGGAAGGGCUAUGGAUCGAUUGGCUUGGAGGAGAGAAGGACGCUGUUUCAAGUCAAGAAGUCAUUGAGCUUUAAGAGGAGAGAGUCGCUGUACGAGGUCACGGUCUGGACAGACACGCCCCGACCUAGCUACUACUUCAUUCAAGGACAUGGCACCUCCAGGUCUGCAUGCAACAUAACCAAGAGAUUAGGCGGUCUCAUGGCAGAGGUGAAAGAGAAGCGAUCAAGCUCGGGGGUUUCCCUGGGGGACGAUGUCUUGACGAUGAGCGUGGAACCAGAAUUCGAUCAUUCGCUCGCCACGGGACUCCUCGUUGUUUAUGGACUAUUCAACCACAGUCUGUGACGUAACAGAAUCGCCCUCAUGCUCGUAGAGAGAGGGGAUCGACGAGUGCACGCGUUCUGCUUUUACCAACAUGUCUUAGAGAGUUCACUUCUGAAGCGACCAAGGUCUGCUGCCGAGUUCGGAAAAUCAACUGUCGCCCUCUUGAAAAUUACUAACUGGAUCCAAGAAACCAGCAAUUUCAGUUUGCGGGUUUUUGGGGAUUUUCAGACAUAUAGGGCGCGCAUGAUAAAAUUUCUACUUUUCUAUUUCUCUAUU
Molecule: messenger RNA, 867 nt
Organism: Eucalyptus grandis
Lineage: Eukaryota; Viridiplantae; Streptophyta; Magnoliopsida; Myrtales; Myrtaceae
Product: protein LURP-one-related 11
Exons: 3
Coding region: 1-612 (203 amino acids)
Source: RefSeq, a predicted model, not a curated record